Orbicella faveolata is the source of this 1033-nucleotide messenger RNA. RefSeq names its product testicular haploid expressed gene protein-like. The record is from RefSeq and is a predicted model, not a curated record. NCBI's taxonomy places the organism in Eukaryota, Metazoa, Cnidaria, Anthozoa, Scleractinia, Merulinidae.
GUGAGUGUGAUUUUAUUUCGCCUGUUUCGAUUAGUUGACAGAAUGUCUCCACAUUGUCAGAUUAGAGAUUAUAAACGUUUUAAUAAUCGCUCUGUUUGUUGUGAUAUUCCCUAAGGCAAUUUAAUAUUGUAUCGAGACACCUUAAAAAAAAAAAAGAUGCUACCUUGGUCCAAAUGCAAUUGCUCAGCGGUAAAUUACUAUUUCAAGUCUUUCCCCAAUUCUGAUUGUAAACCUCACUGGUACAAAAUUGCAAGUAAACUGAACUUACCGUUUCAUUUUUCCAUAAAUUUAAAGGAAACAACACAAUGUGUUCCGUGAUUAUACCAUCGGUCGCUCGUCCCCUGUGUGGUACGUGAGCAAUGCCGCCAUGAGAGCAGCAACAAAUGACCGCCUUCUACAGCUCUCUCAGCCCAAGAAGUUUCACUCGGAAUAUGAGCCUUGUCGGCCAGUUCAGACGUCUGUGUCUCGGGCGGCACAGAAGGCCGUCGCUUCACCUCGAGUUGAGACUCUUUGUACGCCGAAAACGAGGCUAAACAUUGAGGGACGUGAGUGGACAAUCAAGAAAGGUGCGCUUUCGUCACGGGCCUCACAGAGAGUGCAGGAACUGUCCCACGCGAAGGGUGUUCCUUUAGGGUUCACGCCGGACAAGAUCCAAGUAUGGGAAGUCUCGAAAGCCGCAUUGAAAGCCAAGCCAUCUAAGAGAAUUGACGAUCUGGCUUCACCGAUUAAAAGAGAAAUAGCCACGAACUUACCGAACCCUGAUGCAUUUGAGGUCAAGAAAGCCGCUCAAAAGGCGAAGUGUUCAGAUCGAGUUGCUGAAUUAGCACAGCCGAUCAUGAGAGGAUAGCAAAAAUGUCAACUUAAACAACACUUGGAGAAACCUCUUCCUUUUCAGAAUGUAUUUAUUUACUAAUUUAUUUAUUUUAUUUUAUUUAUCUCAGUAUUUAUUUUUCAACACUCUUCUCGCGUUGUUUUUCUGAACAUGACAAGCCUCCCUCUAAAUGAUUUUAUCCCGUUACUUUGAAUAAAUAAU